AUGUCAGCGGCUCUCAUCAACAGAUCGCUCACAAACGUGCGUACCGAACUCGAAUUUUUGUAUGACUCGGAGGUCAUCGACAAGCUGCUUUUUGACUCGCUCAUGCUGUCGCUUCCCAAGAAAUACGCUAAGGACAUGUCUCCCUGGGGCUUGGACAAGGUGCCCACCAAAGCAACUUUCGAUGCCACUUUCACAGACUCCAUUGCCGAAUCCUUGAAAAAGACGUUGUUGCGGGACGACUCGGACUCCUCUCCUCAGACCCCGGCACCCGUACCUUUGCCCGAAAGAACGCCCGCGCCUGUGCUUGGUUAUUGCCAGGCCUCGUAUGACUACGAGUCCAGCGAAAGCGGCGACUUGAAACUCGUGAAGGGCGACGUUCUAGCGGUCGUGGAGCACCUUUCUCUGGACUGGUGGAAGGGAUAUAAGAAGGGCAGUUCCCCUGCGCAGGCAGGCGUGUUUCCCUCGAACUACGUGACUCUGGUUGCGGAAAAAGACUUCCAUACGUCUGAGCCCAGCCCCUUGCCCAGCAAUAACGAGAAAGCUACUUAUACCCCGGAGAACAGUUCCUUUGCAGCAGCCCCGCCCAUGUACAAACCUGCCCCAAACACUGCCUACCAGCAGGGUUACCAAGCCCAGCCUUCGUAUGGCGGCCAAUUCCAACAACCCUCGUACGGUGGCCUUGUCCAGCAGCCUUCGUACGGUGAAAAUUCCCAGUUUCCGCCGCCAUCUACUAGCUAUAAUGGUCAGCAACAGGUACAGCAUGAGCAGCAGCUGCCACAGCAAAAUAAUAGUGGAAUCGACCCGAAACACGUGAAGAAAUUCGGCAGCAAGUUGGGCAAUGCUGCCAUUUUUGGUGCUGGCGCCACCAUUGGAAGUGGGAUCGUCAACCUGAUCUUUUAG
Molecule: messenger RNA, 900 nt
Organism: Metschnikowia bicuspidata var. bicuspidata NRRL YB-4993
Lineage: Eukaryota; Fungi; Ascomycota; Pichiomycetes; Serinales; Metschnikowiaceae
Gene: PIN3
Product: Pin3p
Exons: 2
Coding region: 1-900 (299 amino acids)
Biological process (GO): protein transport to vacuole involved in ubiquitin-dependent protein catabolic process via the multivesicular body sorting pathway
Cellular component (GO): ESCRT-0 complex
Molecular function (GO): protein binding
Source: RefSeq, a predicted model, not a curated record